CAUCUUUUCUUGUUUUUAAAAGUGAAAAUAAAACGUGAUCCAUUAAUGGCUAAAAUCACGAUAUGAACUGGAUAUAAUAAAAAAAUGUGACAACUAACUAGGUGCCAUGCUGUAAAGGGCCAAAGAUUCCAACCUGUGGUAAUAGUUACUUGGGGUACAAACCAGCUGUUUCUGGGGUACUUGUACUUUCCUCAUGCUGUGCUUUAGAUUAACAGGCCAGAUUUUGGGGUACGUUGAUGCAAUAUAUUUCAGUAAGGGGUAUGUGACAAACAAGAGUUUAAGGUAUAGAUGCCACUAUCUAAAUCAUCAGCUAAUAAUUGAAUUACUAAUCACUCCCACCACAACCUUGUACUAGCUAUACGUAAUCCCUAUAACCCUAUGUUCUCCCUUCUACUAUGUCUUCUGUUUUAUUCUUUGAUUUCUAGUCUUUCCAACUCUCAUUUCAUUAUUUCCUCUUACUUGCUCUUCCCUUUCUCUCCCCCCUCUCUUACACAUGCACUUUGUGCAGAGUUGGGGUCCAAAGUUCAGUAACUUGUGAAGCGCAGGGAUAAAUAUGAACCUUGGAGGAUUUACACUGCUCUGAUGUAAACAGAGAGUGACAAGGGUCCCUUAUCUGCUAUGUCUCAGUGAAGACAGUCCGGGGGGUGACCACUUGCUGGUUGUGGCCGCAGAGCAAGUAUUUUUGGGGGGGAGGAGGAGACAGAAGGUGGGUAGAGCAUGGGCUCCCGCCUGCUGAUCCAUAUUGCAACCGCAGGAUGGUGAGAUGUUAGCAGGUAACAUUGAGGAUGGCGUCUCAGCUUACUUACUUGCAGCAGGAGCUACUAAAGGCAUUGUUGGAAUCAGGUGUCACUAAAGAGACUAUUACGAAAGCUCUAACCGAUGGCAACAAUUAUCAAUAUCCCAGGGAUCCCCUGGACGAUAUGAGUAGUUUGGAAGAUGGGGACCACUGUGUACAACUUCCCAACGGGCUAGGGGAGCCUCAUGUGUCAGAAGACGAAAGUUCCGAGGAUGGGGGUGAUUUCACUCCUCCAGUUAUUAAGGAUUUAGAGAGACUGAGCCCAGAGGAGGCUGCUCAUCAGAAGGCCGUGGUGGAACGUCUGCUCCAGGAAGACCCAUGGCAUGUGGCCAAACUGGUCAAAUCUUACUUACAGCAGCACAAUAUUCCUCAACGGGAAGUGGUGGACACCACUGGGCUAAACCAGUCACAUUUAUCCCAGCACCUCAACAAGGGUACACCUAUGAAAACUCAAAAGCGGGCAGCCCUGUACACCUGGUAUGUCGGUAAACAGCGAGAGAUUGCAAGGCAGUUUACACAUGCAGGCCAAACCAUGAUGUUAGAUGAUAUGUCUUGUGAUGAAGUACCAACUAAGAAAAUGAGAAGGAACAGAUUCAAGUGGGGUCCAGCUUCACAACAUAUUCUGUUCCAAGCCUAUGAACGACAGAAGAAUCCCAGUAAAGAGGAGCGUGAAGCACUUGUUGAGGAAUGUAACAGGGCAGAGUGUCUACAGAGAGGGGUGUCCCCAUCACAAGCCCAAGGCCUGGGAUCUAAUUUGGUGACAGAAGUGCGAGUGUACAACUGGUUUGCAAACAGGCGCAAAGAAGAAGCAUUUCGACACAAGCUUGCAAUGGACACAUACAAUGGUCAACAAAGCUCUGCACCUGCUCUACCAACCCACGAUCUUCCUACAUCCAAAGCAACAGGCAUUCGUUAUUCCCAAGACUCUGGCAAUGAGAGAGGAACCUCAAUGGUGACCAGCCAAAGCAACCUCUCUCCGUCUGGUAUAGAGCAAAGCCACAGUCUCAUGAGCAGUGACAAGUUGCUUUCAACAUCAGGGGGCUCCCUUCCACCUGUCAGCACUCUGACGGCGCUGCAUAGCCUGGAUCAUGGACAGCACACUUUCAGCCAAGCACAAAAUCUCAUUAUGGCUUCUCUCCCCAGUGUCAUGACAAUUGGUGCAGAUGCGACACUUGGACCAGCAUUUAGCAAUUCUGGCCCUUCAACUUUAGUCAUAGGUCUUACAUCUCAGUCUCAGAGUGUUCCUGUGAUAAACAGUGUAGGCAGCAGUCUAACCACCUUACAACCUGUUCAGUUCUCUCAGCAAAUCCAUCAUUCCCAUCAACAGCCAAUAGUACAACAGGUCCAGGGACACAUGGCACAGAACCCAUUCAUGGCCACAAUGGCUCAGCUCCAAUCUCCACAUGCUUUGUAUGGCCAUAAACCUGAUGUUGCACAGUAUGCAUCUGCUAGCUUCUUUCCACAAACAAUGGUCAUUACGGACACGUCUAACCUGGGAACAUUAACAAGCCUGACCCACAAACAGGUGCAUUCUCUGCAUUCUAGUUCACAGGGAGAUUCUCAGGGUUCCCAUCUUCAAAAUCAGGACUCGAACAUCCUACAUCUCGCGCCAAGCCACCGUCUCUCCCCAACUCCAACCAGUAAGGAGCAAGCCAUGAUGUCUUCAGCAAGCUUGGUACACUACCAGAAUUCCAGUACCCCAGAGAGCCACAGCCACCUCCUAUCCCCUUCACACAAUACCAUAGACAAUUACAUGUCCUCACAGAUGGCAUCUUCCUCACAGUAAAAGAUUU
Messenger RNA from Hyla sarda, 2589 nucleotides. It is a transcript of the gene HNF1A, whose product is annotated as HNF1 homeobox A. Lineage: Eukaryota; Metazoa; Chordata; Amphibia; Anura; Hylidae. Gene Ontology annotation, cellular component: nucleus. The coding region runs from base 786 to 2582 and encodes 598 amino acids. Gene Ontology annotation, molecular function: RNA polymerase II cis-regulatory region sequence-specific DNA binding; DNA-binding transcription factor activity, RNA polymerase II-specific. Gene Ontology annotation, biological process: positive regulation of DNA-templated transcription; insulin secretion; regulation of transcription by RNA polymerase II. The record is from RefSeq and is a predicted model, not a curated record. The transcript is spliced from 9 exons.